UACUAGAAACGCGUACGAACAGGAAAUUCAUAUUCCAUUUUCAAUAAAACGGGGAAUUAAAAUAAAAACAAUUAGAAAUUAAAACAAAAUAAACAAAAAAUUCCAUUUGAAUCGUUUGUUUUUGUAUUGAAAAAUACAAAAUAUUUUUCGAACAUAAAUAAAUUGUUUGUGUAGUGUAGUGUAGUGUGGAAAAAUGAACAAUUUAAAGUGGAUGGGCCAUUCGGCCACAAUAUUAGAUAUACACAAAAAUCUACGAGCCGAUUUGAAGAGUUGUGAAGUGACUUUGGUGGCUAAGGGACACUGUGUUAAGGCCCAUCGUUUUGUUUUAUCAUCGUGUAGUGAUUUACUACGUUGCCUUCUAACGGAUGUGCCCAUUGGCCAGGAAUGUUGUGUAAUGGUGCCCGAUAUAAAAGGCCAUUUGUUGGACAAUGUAUUGGCGUUUAUAUAUUUGGGAGAAUGUUCCUUAUCCUCCACAAAUUUGUCCGAGUUUUUGGAAGCUAUCAAUAUAUUGGGCAUUAAAAGUGCCAUCAGUUUUGAGUGUAAUACAAAUGCUUUGCAGACAGCUCAAAAUAGCAGUCAGAACAGCAUCGCACUAGAUAGUAGUAACACAAUCAUGGCAGCUGCAACUAGUUCAUUGGCUAGUCGGCAAGUGACUGUGGGGAGUUCUACCGAAACCUUGCAUCAAGAAGAAAUAAUUGAAACACAAAGUAUAAUGCAUAGCGAUGCUCAUAAUAACAGCACAAGUACUGCAAAUAGUACUGGCGCUACAAGAGAACUAGACUUUUUGGAUGUGUAUCAUGAACCUCAACAUAAAAUUACCUAUUCCAUUGAACAUGUUCCAGGGUCUACGGCUGGUAAUGAAUUUAUUUUAACCGAAAACUCUGGCACUUUCACGCUAACACACAGUGGUAAAUUGGAACCGUCUUCAUCACCGGAAGAGUCCUCUAAUAUGGAAGUUACGGAAGAUGAAGGCUGUGAAUCCCACAUAAUAGAGGAAUACAGUAGUGGCGAUGAACCUUUAAUCCAUAUAGGUGAAACUGCACAAGAACAUCAUAGUGUAACAGUUGUGCAGUCAACACCGCAACAACAUCAGCCACAACAACAACCAACAACACCCCUUGUUACAACUGCAACCACUUCGAUACUACAAUUAAAACCAAAAAUGAAAAGUAUCAAGCUAAAACAUCAGCCAUCUACUCAACAGAUUAUAGCCAAAAUGGAACAACUUCCUGAAGAUACAGCGCACGACGAUCCCAUAUCGAUUUUGCAAGCAUCUAAUGAAAGUUUUACGCUGCUCAAAGAUGCCACCAUGAUGUCCCCAAGUAAUAAUAGUCACGACGAGUCCACAGAUUUUUCAAUGCACAACUCGAGCACAUCGGCUGCCGAUUUGGCCUAUCAGGCAAUGAUCAAUGAGGGCUUGUCUUUACCAAAAGCUGCCGUUAAAUUUAAUGUUUCCAAAGCAGAGCUCUGGCGUCGUGUGCGUAGUACGGGCGUUGAACAGCUCAACAAAUCAAUUAAGUUGGAUCCUGACAAGAUCGAUGUAAUAGAACUGGCCAGCAAGGCAGUCAUAAAUGAGGGCUUAUCACUUCAAAAAGCCGCCAUACGCUAUGACAUCUCGAAAACGGUGCUCUGGCGCAGGGUUCGAAAACAUCCGCAAUAUAUGAAGACAGCUCGAGAAAAUCCAAUUAUAUCAAAGGCAUACGAACGUUUAAAAUCUGGAGAAUCUCUUAAGAGCAUAUCACAAGAUCUAGAUAUACCCAUGUCAACUUUGCAUCGACAUAAGGUGCGACUGUCGCAAACUGGUCAGCUGCCUGACUUUGUAACGUGCAAAAAACGCGACAGCAUGUCCAAAGAUGAUCUUAAAUUAAAACUUGCGAAAGCAGUGCAUGCCUGCGUACAUGAAGGUAUGUCCCAAAAUCAUGCCGCUAAUUUAUUUCAAAUCUCCAAAAGCACAUUGUGGCGUCAUCUGCAAAAACGUGUAGCCGAAGCUGAGGCAGCCGAGACUGAGUCUAUGGGUGAUGAGGAUGAAAUUAAGCAAGAAGUCAUUCUUUCGUAAUCUGUAUUUGAAUUUAGAUAAACUACAUAAUUUUUUUUUAUUUCUGUUAUAUUGUAAGUAUUUUUUAACGAUCUCGAGAAUUUGAUUAAUAAUUUUCAUUUUCUGCAUUUUAAUAUCUACAAUAAAUUUUAAAUUUAACAACAUAGUUGAGGCUUAGAAAAUAUUUACUCUUUAAGUGGUUUCGAAAAAAUAUAUUCUCUAACUAAAAUCAUGCAAAUAGUUUAAUGUUGAACAUAUUUUAGCACUGAAUAUAUUUUUUGAGUAGUGACUGUUUUGCCUUAAGAGACCUAAAGCUACCAUUACACUAUCUGAAUCUAAUCAUUUUGAAGAAUGUUCAAAACCAUUUUAUUCAGAAGAUUCACCUUAUCUCUACAUUUAAGAGUUUUUCAGCUGAUAAACAGAUAGACCGCAUCUCGUUCUUUAAUUCAGAUGAGAACUGAGGUGGUGUAAAUGUACAUUUGGCAAUAAAAUAUAAAUACAUUUAUUACUAAGAUUGAUUUAUUAUUUUCUUAUUCAUACAUAAUUAGUAUAAGUAAAAUGCAUAAUCAAUUUGUUUUAUUAUCAAACUAGUUUACAAUGACACAAAUUGUAAUAGAAAUAGUGUAAGAUGUGAAUUUUUGAACAUACUAUAUGAGUUUAAAUAGUAUGUAAGCGUUAAUUUAUUAUUGUGAAGUCUGUAAAUAAUUUUUAAUUUAAUUACUUUUAUUUUUACUAUUAACAUAAAUACAUAUUUACCCCUUAAACAAAAUAAAACGAAAAUGAUUCGAAGUAGUAUUUCUUUUAAGAAUAAAUGUAGUGCCGCAACAAUCGUAUGCCUAUUGAGGAAAUUUUUCCGUUCGGGAAUGAGUGUAUGGCCAGGACGAUACUUCAAAGCAAUACGAUAAUAAUACUUUAAGGAUAUUUAAAAUAUUGCUUUGAUGAUGUUCUUUUAAAUUAUAAGAAAAUAUAUUGUGAAUAUUAAUUUUAAUUAGCUUAAGAUUUAAUAUUAAAUUUUAAAAAUAAAUUAAAACGUAUUAUAUUAAUAAAUAUAAAAGAUUUAAUAAAAUUUAAA
Messenger RNA from Calliphora vicina (urban bluebottle blowfly), 3107 nucleotides. RefSeq lists its product as uncharacterized. The record is from RefSeq and is a predicted model, not a curated record. NCBI's taxonomy places the organism in Eukaryota, Metazoa, Arthropoda, Insecta, Diptera, Calliphoridae. Bases 194 to 2056 code for a protein of 620 amino acids. Gene Ontology annotation, molecular function: protein binding; DNA binding. The transcript has a single exon.